UUAUGAAAAAGUAGCUUGAAUAAUAAACCGCCAAAUAUUUGAACAUUUUCCAGAAUGUAAUGACAAUCACGGUUGUUACGUCACUGGGGGAAGUACCAUGAUGAGAACUACAAAACAAACGGUGCUUUUAGGCUUUGGGCUUUUUGUCGUUUCUUUUUUAACUAUUUUGUCGCGUCGCCACGAUUUUUGGAAAAUUAGCAAUCAAAGGAUGUACCUACCCCACGCCGACAGACACCGUGUGCCCCAUUAUCGCACACACGUGCAAAAUAUAGAACAAAAUUCGAUAAAAGAAGAGCCGAAGUGGAUGACAAUUAUUCGAGAGCAGCAAGCAACUAAGAAAAGAUUUAGAGCGACCAUGAAACUUAAUACGAGUGAAAUUUGGACGAACAACAAACCAACAAAAGAUUGUAACGAUACACGUUUUUUGAAUAAAUUACUUAUUAACAAACCUGGAAAGUUUAACCGUCGGGUGGCACUAGCGAGUUUCCCUGGGUCAGGCAACACUUGGUUACGUCAUCUUUUCCACGUGACCACGGGAAUUUGGACAGGAAGUGUUUACUUUGACGCGAAACUCUAUUCGGGGGGUUUUCCUGGAGAAGUUAGCGACUGCCGCGAUCCGUCUGUUUUUGCUGUAAAAGUUCACGACGCAAUGCAUUCUGACGUCAUGGAGUGUUAUUUUGACGAUAUAAUCCUCGUAUUAAGGAAUCCCUACAACUCUAUUAUGUCGGAAUUUAACCGCCGCAAGGGAGCGUCCCAUGUAGCAGUCGCUGACGAAAAAGAAUUUCUAACAUCAGACUGGGAAAGAUACGCCAAGAUGAAAAUAAAUUCAUUUAACGCCGUUUUACAACGUUGGUUGGAACUUUGCAGUCAAAAGUCAUCCAAGCAUCGAUGUCAUAUAACUGCAUACCAGGACUUAGUUCAAAACACAACAGCCGAGAUGGCCAAGAUAUUAAAACAUUUAGGACUCCCAUCACAUCGUUUAAGGUGCUUGGAUAUACCGGGGUUCAAAGACGGUCCUUUUCAUCGCAAAGGAACGAAGACAACGAAUAAGACGAACCGUACACAACCCUUGUGUCUUUUAACACAAGGCACGCAAGAUCUUUUAAGUCGCGUGGUCGCAAACGGGAAAGAAAAACUGUUGCGCGGAGGGAGGGAGUUUGCAAAGGAAUUGGAGUACCAGAUGCCGACGUGUUAAUUGUUUAAGAAAUGUAGUGAAGAUUGGCGAUUACUCCAAGCCAGUGGCCAGUAAUGGUUAGUCCAAAUCGACAAUAAACAAUCACCCAAAGCGUAAAGUUACAUACGUGGUAUCUCGUAAGCGGGCAUGGAGUGUAUGAAACAGAACACCCGUGUGUACCGUCACCGUUCCUUGCGGUUGUGCAAUUACAACUUGCCUCGAUUCGAUUGAAAGUCGUAAUUCCAAAGCGACGACUUCAUGUUUAAUAAAAACAACUAUGGCUUUGUUGGUUUUAA
Messenger RNA from Ciona intestinalis (vase tunicate), 1470 nucleotides. NCBI's taxonomy places the organism in Eukaryota, Metazoa, Chordata, Ascidiacea, Phlebobranchia, Cionidae. The record is from RefSeq and is a predicted model, not a curated record.